Molecule: messenger RNA, 494 nt
Organism: Episyrphus balteatus (marmalade hoverfly)
Lineage: Eukaryota; Metazoa; Arthropoda; Insecta; Diptera; Syrphidae
Exons: 2
Coding region: 39-401 (120 amino acids)
Source: RefSeq, a predicted model, not a curated record
UUGUUUUGGAAACGACCGAAAUAAUAUAUAAAGCACUUAUGCCUAUAUAUUUGAGUGAACUAAAUGAUACAGAAUACCAUCAGAUUUGCACUGAGUUUUGGAUCAUGUGGAACAUGAUAAACUGUUGUGGUGCCAUCGAUGGCAAACAUAUUGCCAUUCAAUGCCCACCAAACUCCAGCAGUAAUUUUUUCAAUUAUAAGAAACAUUGUGUUGAUGGCUGUUUCAGAUUGAUGUACAAAAUUACGUAUGCAGACGUUGGAGCAUACGGAAACCAGAGCGAUGGAGGCCAGGCAUUAUACAAGCCAGCAGCUCUGGCAAAAGGCUUUUCCAAAACCUUCUUCCGAUCCUGCCUCCUAAAAAUCUACCCAACACCCAAACAACUAUACCCCGCUAUUUUGUAGGCGACGCAGCUUUCCCCUUGGGACCCUAUUUGAUGCGGCCGUAUUCCGGAACCCUUUUUCCUUGGAAGAAGGAAAAUUUUAAUAAAAGGUUGU